UAUCAUAGAAUUGCUAUUAGAUUUGUGCCUACAGUUAGAAGAUCGUUAUUAAAAUCAUUUUGAAUGGCUAUAAUAAUUACGGGUUUAGCAAUACUAGAAGCUCAAGAGAUUAGUGCUGUAGUUAAACUUUUUCGACAUGCGCGUUCCCGUUGGCUGUUUCGUGGAGCGCGCUGCCGAGGGUUUCCGGCGCACGCAUGCGUAGAGAGGUAUUGGGAAUUUCCAGCAGAAGGCGAAGGUAAGGUGCUGAGUGUAGUCUGGCGUCUCCUGAAAACAGCUUCUCUCGUUCUAGCGAAAUGUGGCCAACUUUCCAAAAACGGGCUUGUAGGAGCCAUAGUCUCAGGACCAGGGCGUGUGUUUUUCAGAGUCCAUUUUAUAUUUCUGAAGGGUUUGUUUGAGCGGUGUGUGUAUUCAGCGAGGUGUAUUUACUGGUGGGGCCCGAGGGAGGCAAACCAAGCAUUUAAAAUAGCGAGUUUUGUUUUGGUUAAAAAUGAGGGAUCGGAACAGCUACCGCACAUUAUUGAUUGCUCGUCGCUGUUGAAUUGUUUGGAUGAGUGGGUCUCUCCCCCCAGUGUCUGGGAAUGAAAAGGACUGACAACCGGAACCUGUCCCUCUGUUGCUGCUGUCACUUUGUAGAGGUGAUAUAAUUUAAAAAUACAGAAUUGCUACUGCAUAUCAACGUGCAGAUUGUUGGUUCUAUAACAGAGCUGCAGUAAUAUCAAAGGAAAAUUAAACGAGACAUUAUUAUUAUUAUUAUUAUUAUUAUUACUAUUAUUAUUGGCGUCUCCCCGACUGUCCUAUUCAGUGCGAGGCGGAAAAUAACUUGGCAAACAGAGAGAGUAUCGCAUCCGUACAGUGAUUGAGGGGUUUGUACUGUGAAUAAUACUUAGCUUGCCUAUCUAUGGGCUGCCUACAUUCCUUCGUUACAAGGAGUAGAUAUACUAGUAUAUCCAUGUAUAGGUAUAAGCAUUAGACGCAACAAUGCCUGCCAGUAUGGCAAUCAUGAGCUGACCCCUCACUUGACUUGUUGUCUUGAAGCAAAUGGAUUAACUGGCAAUUAACAGCUGCCUUCAGCUGUUAUAUGCUACAGUAGUUUCAGCCAGGAUAGGGCUUACUGUAUAGUGGGGACUCCUUUGGCUGGUGCUUCUGUGUCCUCCAAAUUACUUUGAAUUUUUCCAUCCAGAAUGUCUUUCUAGAUGCAUCUUGCUGGCCUGGCAUGGUAGAAUCACAGUGUUAUGGUAGAUGAUUCUGUGUGCUUCCUAACAUCAUCGUUUGUAAAUAUCCAUCUUAUAGCCUGUGUCUAGCACGACAGGAUUAUAUUAUAGUUACAAAUUAAGUGCAUUUUUUCUUUUUGGUAUGCUGCACAGGGGAAAAGAAAACAUGCAAGAACCACAAGUAAUCAAUAAUAAUAAUAAUAAUAAUAAUAAUAAUAAUAAAUAGUACAGAAUAGAAAAAAAAAACAACAGAAUAAGAAUAAUAUUUACAGACCUACUAUUUUUUUUCUUGUCUCUUGCAGCUGAUGUUGUCCUGCAGUAGGCUGGCCUGUCUUACUAAUUAAUACAUAUCUUCAUAUAUAUCUGUUCUUUCGCUUAUGCUUGUCAGUGAUUACAGAGGUAGCCUCCUGAACUUUGUGACCUUGUCGAUUUGUCCAGAGGCCUAUUGGAAUAUUCAUCAUUGCCAGUGGAAUACACCAUAGAUUCUUGCUGAAUGAAGUUAUUCAUAGGCAGAGAAUCCGGCCGACUAUGAGAGGUGUGCAGUGACCAUCUCUGGUGUCCCUAAUGGAUUCAAAGCUGCGAGAGGACCUAUUGAAGAAGUAUGUGCAAUCUCUGGAGUGUCGGCUGGAGGUGGGGGGAGGAAGAGGAGGACAGCAGCAAGGGGUGGGCGAGGCCGGUCUUUGCUCGGCCGCCACAGCACUACUUAGUCUCCACCAGGUCGAUCCAGCUCACCGUUUCCAGCUGGUUCGCUUCUAUGAAGUGUCAGAGAAUGCACUGCGCACACUGAGAAGCUCCAGCUUGCAAGGGCUGGAGACAGCCUUUAAUACACUGGAAACAAUCUGCACCAACCUUUUGCUCUACCCUUGGAAAAAAGAGUUCCGCUCCAUUAAGACUUUCACUGGCCCUUAUGUGUACUGCCUGCAGUCAGCUUUGUGUGACUCAGACCUUCGCUCCUUGCUGCGCUCCAUGGGUUACUCGCGAGACCAGGAGCUACAGUUCCAUGCCCGAGAGCCUAGUGGUGGGAUAGCUCAGCUACGCCAGCUGGCCUUUGAGCUGUUCCUGGCACAGAUGGAGUGCCGCUUGCUGAAGGAGCUGGUGGCACAAGCGGGUGGGGGCUCUUUAGACAUGGCGGUGGAGGCUGUUGAGAUACGUCGAGUCAGUCGCGAAGAUGCCAGAGGCUGUGCUGACAUCCUGCGUCGCAGAGAGGCCUUGACAGGGGAGGUGUCCCGGCUUAGUGUGCGCCGGCCUGAGUGUGAGCGGGCCUACCUGAAGCAGCGAGCAGAUCGGCCCUACAAAUCGAUGGACGUGACAGAUGGUGCAGGUCACUGGCAGCCCUCCAGCAAGCCGGUUCUGAUGACCACGCUCAGCCUCCGCAAGGAGCCUCUCUUUGUGGAUGCAGAGGAGGACCAGCAGGAUGAGAUCAUUAGACCUGCACCCUCUCUGCUGUCUGCAACAGGACCUGCUUACAGCCCUUUGGCUGAUUUCUUUCCUGUCACAUCUGCUCCUACAGAGCCUCCCCCUCUUUCCUCAUACUCUUCCUACCACCUGUCCUCUCUUGAUGAAAUCGAUCUCUACACAGACCGAGGUGGCGGCUAUCGUCUGCCUUCGAAGCAGCCGAGCAGGGAACCUAGAGACAACUGGGGAGGCAAGAGUCCCGCUGCCCCAUCUGUUAAUGUGAAGUGCCAGGGCUGUGGUGUGGGCAGCACCAGUGUUAUCGCCUGCCAGAAGUGCGAUAUGAUCCUGUGUCCUAGUUGCCACGCAGAAGAGCACUCCCCAUGCUGUGGGCUCCAGGACUUCCCCAAGGUUUCGCGUCCCAGCGAGGGGUACUUAUCUGGUAAAGAGAAGUUGUACGUCUAUUCCAGCACUCCCACUCAGGCCCAACUCCCAGACAGGCCCCAGUCCAACCCCAAGCUUUUCCCCAGUAAGUUGAGCACCGCCAGCAGCGGUAGCAAUGGCUCGCGCUGCGGGUUCUGUAACAAGCCAGGUGCCUCCCACACAUGUCUGCACUGCUCCAAAGUGUCCUGUGACAGUUGCAUGACCCUCUAUGCUAAAGACUUCUGUGGACGUAAGAAUGCACACCAUAAUUUUGUGCCGAACAACCAUCUUAACUACAAAUGCAGCUCCAUCUCUCACCUGGUGUAUCGAUAGGACGCAUACUACUCUAGGCACUUGUGAAAGUUGGGUAUUGGAUCUUCAUGUCCUUUAGGGGAUGUCAUUACCAAGGAAGCCAAGCAAAUAAUCUUCAUGCUUACCUGAUACUGUUACCAGACUUUCCUGCCUGUUUUGAAAACUGUCAGGAGACUCAAAUUAUUUUACUUGCAGGGCAAAUUGAGCUGUAUUCACAACCUUCAGCUAAAGUGUAUUUCCAGACCCAUCUCACAUUUGUUGAUUUAAUGUAAGAAGUAACCUCCAUUAAAAUUUUGGGUAACCAUUUGUACACAUCAGCUUGCAGUUAUACUAUUAAAAUCUCUGGUAUGUACAAGAUGUAUACUCUUGAAUUCAACUUGAGAACCCAUUGACACUAAUUUUACAUUUGCAGUAACAAGAACAAAAAAUGCAGCUUCUUUUGCAAGCAUAAUCUUUACCAUAACAUCCAUGAAGUUAUCUGCACAGUAACACAGUUUUACAAGCUUGCCUAUCUGCUGUUUGGUACUUCGCAGAAACCAUGGUAAAUCAUUACACUGGAUUUCUUGAGCUUUCUUUUUGCCUUGACUGGGCUGAGGCACCUUUCUCAACCCAAGCUUCUUGAUAUAUUGUACUACUGUACUACCAAUUUAAUUUUAGACCUCUGAAUUCCUCUCACACCCAGUUGGCCUUGAACUGAAGGAAGUGAGCAAUGAACUGAAAGUUUUGUAUGUAAUUGUUUAAGUAAAAAAUAUACAGUUACACGGAUGAAGGCACAAGUUGUUUGUCAACUUGACCUUAAAUUUUUUUUUAAAUUUUUUAUUAUAUACUUGAUGCAAGCCCAUAGGGGCUUGACUGUUACUGUGAAGGAAUGCCUGUGUGUUACAGGAAAUUCAUAAUAUAUAGUAUAAAAUGGAAACUUGUUUAAUAUUUAACACUUACUAUGUUGUCGUUGCCUUUUUUCCAUCAUAUAAUCUUCCCACGUUUGUUGUAAUCAUUAUGUUUUCUGCAGCAGGAAGUGGAGUCCAAAAGCCUCUAUGCAAAACAAACUUGGAGAGAUAUGGAUUAGCUUGGGAUUUCUCUACAGAAUAAGGUGGAGUACUGUGGCUGUUCAUUUACUGCCAGUAGAACUUCAAGUCAUGGCUCUAUACUGUACAGUACUGCUGAAAAAUAGAAAACAAGCCAGCCUUUUAUUUUUGCUUUGUUUUUGUUUAUUUUUUCCAACAUGCAAAGGACAGGUAGUUUUGAGUAGCUCAGAUGGUACAACAGAACUGUAGGGUGUCUGGAGUGGAGUUUGAGUCAAAGCAUGGGCACAUGCAUCAGAGAUUCCCCUAGCUAGCAGCACAUACCCAUUCAAAAUCCAGGGAAGUCCAAUGGAAAUGAAUUGGACACUGGUCACACCCGUGAGGUUUUUGACUAGUACAUUUUUAUAAAGAGCCUUGGUGUGCUGCCAUGGCUUUGCCCAUCUAUGGUACAAAUAAAGAAUUGUAGUGCAGUUUGCUUAAAAUGUUUUCUACCAUUGCUAUUUGAAACCUUAACCUACAUGUGCAAGACUUGGAAAAAACCUCCACCAUAUGAGCUAAUCCAUAUAAUUCCCAAUUACUACCAAAACCUAUAUCGAUUUAAUAACUUUCUGCAUUCAGGCUUCAACGCCAGCUCCCAACAAGGGCACCUUUUCUUUUGCAGUCCAUGCAGUCUUCUUUCUUACCUGUGCCAUUUUGGGAAAACUAAAUCAAAUCUCAAAAAUACAUAUUUGAGAAAACCCACAAAGUAUUACAAUCAAACAAAUCUUUAUUUUCAGCAGUUGGGCUCCGGUAUCGCAAAUUAAGACAGGAUGGAAAGAAUUGGUUUGUUGUUGUUCCAGUGUAGCAAUUGCAAGGACUUACCAUCAGUAAAUUACUUAGGCAUGCAGUGCUCAUGGGAUGUAUCAAGAAAUCAAUUUGGAGUUUUCAAGUUUGCACAAUUGUAGUUGUUAACCCUUUAAUGUCUGGGAUUGUUUCUGAGUUUCAAAAGUAGACUUUGGGAGGCAUACUGUACAUAUCAAUUAAUUUAUCUUCACAAUUUUACCCAUUGGUUUACUCGCCUUGCAGGAGCCUUUGAUUCAUAAGUAUUGUGAAAACAACAGUUGGGUUAUUUAGCAUGUAUUAACAUCCAGAAGUUUGUAGUCUCUCAAUGACAAACUGACUUUGUGCUGUGUCCUCAAGACUGGUUUUGAUGUUGUCAUCUCUGAUACCAUAGAAGGAGCUGUAAAAUAGUACAUUUCAUACCUUUGUGAACUACAGGCACAGAAAGGUUACCUUAAAAAAAAAAAAAAAAGUUCUUGAAAAGUUCAGAUGGUGGAUAAAUUGCAAUAAGAGAAUAGAGAGGGAGCUGAUUACAGUAGCUUAUUAUUACCCACUGCCUCUGGCUGGUAUUAGAACUGAUCUGUGUUUGUAAAAAAUAAUGAAAUCCGAGGGCUGUAAUCUGAUGGACACUUGAUUAAGCCAGUUUCUGUAUUUAAAAAAGAAAGAAAGUCUUCUGAAGACCCAGUUAAUUAAACCCAUCCCUGCAAAAGAAAUGUCUGAUUUAUUUUAUUUGUUUCUAGUUUAUGUAGUAAUUGAAGUAGUGUGUUGACAAACCAAAUCAGUUUUGGGGCUAACCCCAUAAGGGGUGUUAAACAUAAACCUGUGGAAGUUUAAAUUAGUUCUUGAUUGAAAGUACUUUGUUUGUGGUAUUUUAUGUUGGUGGUGUAUGUAUUAAAAACUUGUAGUUUCUUGAAGUGACCCCCCUCAUCAUCGCACACACUCCUGCACUCGUACAUGUCUGACAAAGCUAUUAAUGCUCCCUGUACAUAAGAUACAAAGAUUGAUAAAGCUGGGUUUAUUUUGGAAAAAAUAGACAAAUAAUUUGUUGUUGAAUCAUCAUUUUUAAAAUAAAAUGCCAAGAAUAAAACAUUACAAAAACA
Polyodon spathula (Mississippi paddlefish) is the source of this 6279-nucleotide messenger RNA. It is a transcript of the gene spata2, whose product is annotated as spermatogenesis associated 2. Gene Ontology annotation, cellular component: cytoplasm. Gene Ontology annotation, biological process: protein K63-linked deubiquitination; protein linear deubiquitination; regulation of tumor necrosis factor-mediated signaling pathway. The coding region runs from base 1776 to 3359 and encodes 527 amino acids. The transcript is spliced from 2 exons. Lineage: Eukaryota; Metazoa; Chordata; Actinopteri; Acipenseriformes; Polyodontidae. The record is from RefSeq and is a predicted model, not a curated record.